AUGGGUAGCCACACAACAGCUCUUCUCCUCCUGUGUUUCCAGCUGAUCACCACGUCGCUGUCUCAAUCUCAGCUGUCCAGUCAAGACCUCCCGGCUCUUAUCAAGAUCAGGGAGCAGUUCAGCAACCCGGACGCGCUCGCGGGAUGGCGGACCGGCACGCUCUGCUGGGGGUGGUGGCCCGCGGCCUGCAACGAGCAGGGCCGCGUCACCAAGCUCUUCCUCGAGCGACUCAACAUCACGUCCGCGCUCCCGCCGGCCAUCAGCGAGCUCGACCAGCUGGAGACGCUCAGCAUCGUCGAGAUGCCGGGCCUGCACGGCCCCAUCCCGGACUCCUUCUGCAACCUGUCGCACCUCUCCAUCUUCAACCUCAUGGUCACCUCGGUGUCUGGCCCCAUCCCGGCGUGCCUCUCCCGCACCAACCUCUCCUCCGUCAGCUUCUUCCGCAGCAAGCUCAACGGAACAAUCCCCAGGUCGCUGUGGAAGCUCCCGUUCUUUACCUACUUCGACGCCGCCUACAACAACUUGGUCGGGCCCAUCCCGCCGCUGCUGGUGCACGGCGGCAAGCCCGACCGGCCGUUGGGCCUGAUGCUGGACGGCAACCGGCUCAGCGGACCUAUCCCCUGGACUUUCGCGCUCGAGAGGCACAUGAUCCAGUUCAGGGUGGCCAACAACAAGCUCACCGGCGACCCGUCGUUCCUCUUCGGGCGGCGCAAGACGGUGACCGGCACUAUCGACCUGUCCGGGAACAAUUUUCGGUUCAACCUCACCGGCGUGGAGAUGCCGAUGCAGUUGUCUUUCCUAAACCUCAGCCACAACCGGAUCUAUGGCGGCGUGCCGGCGUCGCUCCGGGACACCAGGGUGUCGAUUCUGGAUUAA
This is a messenger RNA of Miscanthus lutarioriparius, 876 nucleotides long. The record is from the annotation of a GenBank genome assembly. Lineage: Eukaryota; Viridiplantae; Streptophyta; Magnoliopsida; Poales; Poaceae.